GAAAAUGGCCAAAUCAUAUUGCACGACCCAAACGGAAUGUUUGCUCCGCGGCGCUUGUCUGCAUGCAACAGCCGCCUGCUAUAUCUGGCAUUAAUCAACAACGUUAACAGCGCCAAAAGUAGCAACACCAACAACACAUCGACUCCUUGCACUUUAUCAGGCCUGUUGACCAUUUCUGAAUAGCUGCAGAGGUCGCCACGACCAAUGAUAUUGCACCAUGUCUCUCUUUUUUGUUAUCCGGGUAACCAGAUAAUUCAUGCCGACUCAAAGCAGAUAAAGUUGGUUCGGUAUUCGUACUUAACCCCUCAAAGCCAACCAAUAUGUUUCUCUCUCUACAUUCCUUGUGGGCUUUUGCAACCUUUUGACAAAAAACUGAAGAGAGAAAGGUUAUAGGGUCAGCAACUCUAUCAGUUACUGCAUAACCCAGGCAAUCAUCGUGAGAAUGGGAACAGUCAAACUGCACAAUUUCAAGGGGUGGCUGUCAUCAAUAAUACUGGCCUACUACCUAUUUACUCUCCAACACGCCCGAGUUGCUGCCCAGGCCACAAUCCAGGAUGUCAUGUGGAAUAUGCCCAACGGAAGAGCCCCAAGAUUCUCUCAGACAUUCACAACAGGGCAGACCAUUCCCAUCUCUUGGAAUCCAUAUAAUGGCACCAUGGUUGAUCUGUGGCUGACCCCAUUCGAUCCGGAUAUUGGUGUUGAGUUUUCAUUGCUCAUCAAGCAAGGCAUAGAUCUGAGCAAGCGUAGCCCUGACCACCUGUGGACGAUCGAGGGGAUUCCCCUGGAUGUGCUUCGCCGCACGCCCAAGUUCGUCCUACGAUUCACGCCCGAGCAAAAGGGCAGCGAUCCCAAAUUUAAUAGGGAAGAUCCAGAGCUCAGCAGCAAAGGCUUCCUUAUUGUGCAAGGAGCCGAGAAAGGAAUCAAGGCCAGCACCACAGAGAUGACAACAGACUCGCGGGCCACAGAGACAGCCGUAUCAUCCGCAACCACAUCUCAGCUCACGCCUACACCCACGAAUCCCCCACCGCCUGAGGAUACCGAUGGCCAGCCGGCUAUUAUCAACAGCGAGAACCAGGCAGAACUUGGCAUGGGGUCCAUCGUCGGCAUAGCAGUCGGUUCUCUUGCUGCACUGACCCUUUCUGUCGGGCUUACAGUCUGGUGCUUAUGCUUCCGGCGGCGUGGAACUGUAGGAAAGACACAGCUCCAAAGGGGCGAGGGCGUGAGUAGGGAGUACAUGAUCUCACCGCCAAGGGGUCAUGGAAGUGACACUUUCCAUCUCGACCAAUCUAAAACCGAGGACAUUAGGCUGUCCGAGUUGACAACGGCAAGACCGACUGUAGAGCUGGAGGACAAAUAUUAUACGUCCAAGUCGGGGGUGGGGCCAGAGACGUACGGACGAGCUGAGUUAUACGCGGGAUGAAGUUGAUUGCAUUUCUCGGAGGGGGGACAUGUUUGAGGUUGCAUUGAAAUCACAUGUUGUAGCACCAGGAAGUGAAUAACGAUGGUAUUGCAUAAGAAGUAGUAGCGGACCCAAGUCUACGUAGGUACCUGGUAGGUAUGUAGGUUAUCGCAGUUAAGGUAUGUAAUGGAAUUGGGCACCACCAGAUCACACAAUCUCCCUGCCGACCGAUGGCUGGGCCGUAUUACCUAAG
Messenger RNA from Pyricularia oryzae 70-15, 1652 nucleotides. RefSeq lists its product as uncharacterized. The record is from RefSeq and is a predicted model, not a curated record. NCBI's taxonomy places the organism in Eukaryota, Fungi, Ascomycota, Sordariomycetes, Magnaporthales, Pyriculariaceae. Bases 443 to 1420 code for a protein of 325 amino acids. The transcript is spliced from 2 exons.